Molecule: messenger RNA, 5925 nt
Organism: Bactrocera dorsalis (oriental fruit fly)
Lineage: Eukaryota; Metazoa; Arthropoda; Insecta; Diptera; Tephritidae
Product: dipeptidyl peptidase 9
Exons: 11
Coding region: 815-4318 (1167 amino acids)
Biological process (GO): proteolysis
Molecular function (GO): dipeptidyl-peptidase activity; serine-type peptidase activity
Source: RefSeq, a predicted model, not a curated record
AAGCAAGAUAACAUCCUUAUCAACAUCGCCGCAAAGAUGAUAAAAUUGACUUUAUCGACAACUAAUCUUCAUACAUUGUGACACCAAAAUCAUGAGCUGUGCUAAAAUAUUGUGCUUCAGAUGACGAAAUACGUUCAUGUGAUUUGUUGCAGUGUGAAGAAGAAGAACUGUUUGUAAAAUGUCAAUUAAAGUUAUAAAAAUCUGGCAAUUGUAGUGAAAAACAACUGGAAAUACGCAAUUUAUUCAUGGAAAAGAGAAAUCGAGAGGCCUAAAUUAUGCAUAUGUAAUAAAAAACUUCAGUGCUCGCACAUCAAGUUAAAAUUAACGUGUACACAGUGCUUUAUAUUGUUUGUUGUUUUAUUUAUAUGCAGCAAAUUACAAAAAUUCGAAAGGCCGAGAAAUGAGAAAGUUAAAUCAAAUUAAAAUUCAAAGAAUUAUAAUAAACAAAAUAAAACGUUUGCAACGUUAUUAAAAAAUUAAAAUAGUCUGUAUAUAUGGUUGGUUGUUUACUGAAUGCUAAAAAUGCAAAUUGGAGCAAAGAGUAAAGAGUGUAACUUUGGAAAUUAAACAGAUAAUUCGCACAUUACAAGUUGAUCAAUAAAACAAUUAACACAACUGACUACCAAAAAUAAUAACAAUAACUUACUAAAUAGUGAUUAAAAAUACUCAAAUCUCUUAAAUUGCCAUAUAAAAUAAUAUAAUCUCAAUAUUACGAAUUGUGAAAAUUAAUAAAACUUGAAACAAAGACCGUAAUGCUAAUGGUUCUUGACCAAUAAAUUGUAAGAUUUUUAAUAAGAAUAUCAUUUAAGUUAAGAUGGACACGUCUUUGACACAACAGCGAAAUCGUUUAAAACCUGCACCUACCACAACGACCACAUCCGCAGCCAAUGCUUCGCCAUUGAGUAGUAGUAUCAGUGGUGGAACCAGCGCGAUUUUAACUAAUCAUAACAACAUCAGCAAUAAUGCCGGAAUUGUAAAUGCAAAUAGAAGUGUUGGUAGUGCUAGUGUUGCAAUUAUGGCAAGUUCUGGUGCGGUAAUACCAAUUAAUCCAUUAACACAGUUAUCAACUCAAUCUUCAUCAUUGGAACGGAUAACCACAACAUCAUCAUUAGCGAAUCUGUUAGAUGGAUUUACUUCACGUGUAUCGGGCGAUCGUACUCAGAACACUGUUAGCACCCCUAGUAGUAUUAGUUCUCUGGGUACCACCGCAAAUGCCUUCUACUCUUCUUUAGGACUUGCUUUCAACUCCCUGACAUCGCCAAUUUCUACGGUUGCUGCUGCAGCUCAAGCGACUACCGCUGAAGCUGCAGCUGUUGUGGUAGCUGCUGCUUCAGCAAUUUCAAAUCAUCUUAGCUCACCAACAAGCGGAACGCCUCCUAAUAUGGAGGGCUUAUAUGAUGAUGAUGAUUGUGAGGAUGACGACGAAGAUGAUGACCGUCAUGUACCGGCGCCAACACCUAAAAAGACAUGGUCAGAGAUUAAAUCCAUUGUUAAUGAUAUGCGCAAACAGUUAGUCAAUUUAUCCAGCAUGAUGCCAUCUAAUAUACAGUUCCGUACCUUAUCUGACGGUCGGGUGCGAUGCUACUUUCUGAGUACACCACCUAACGCCUGGGAGCCAACACUGCUUUAUGCAGAUAUUAAUAUGAAUGCAGCAGAAGAAACUAUUUUGCAAAAUAGUCCACCCCUAACUGAUAUAAAUGAUAGUAUUGAUAGCGUUAAAGUUUGUAACAACAUUGCAUCAGUUACAGAUGGUGAAUCAGAUGACGUAGCUGAUUCCCUUGGGAAUGCUGUAACAAAUCGCUUGCCGUCACCAUCUUCUUCACACGCUUCGUCUCCCAUAUUGAAUUCUUCUUUCCUCAGAUAUAGUUCAAACAAAAGACUUCAAUGGAAGGUAGUAUUACAACAGCCAAUGUCAAGUGUGGCUGCUACGGCUGCUAGCGGAGGAGUUAAUCUAUGGUCAAGAGAAUUUCAGCUACUGCAGGAACGGAAACGACUCUCAACGUGGGGCAUUACUUCGUACGAGUUACACAAACCAAGCGGAAAAAUAGUUUUUCCCUGCUUUAGUGAUCUGUAUCAAUGCCUCGAUACUGGAUAUAAUACCAGCCCGCUUUUCCCUACACAAUUGCGAACAUGUCCCCAGUGGGCAGCGUUAGAUCCACAAAUCUGUCCACAAAAUUCUGAUUUAAUAGCAUACAUUAGCGGUAGCGACAUAUGGGUGACACAUACGGUUAGCGGACAUGAAGAGCGUUUGACAUUCGUGCACGAUGGUCGUCGUUCUAUUGCAGAUGAUCCUCUUAGCGCUGGUGUGCCAUCAUAUAUAAUGCUUGAGGAGUUUAGCCGCUUCCAGGGUUAUUGGUGGCAACCACACUCGAAUGAUGGUGUAUAUCGCAUUGUUUACGAGGAAGUGGAUGAGUCGGAUGUUUGCUUGUAUACAUUUCCAUCAUCGCAAGCAACGCCUGGGGAAAUAGAAGAAUAUCGUUUUCCACGUGCCGGCACAGCCAAUGCAAAAUCCAAAUUAAAAUUAGUGCAAUUCGUGCUCAAUGAGUCGCUGCAAAUUAGCGACGUUUGUAUAAAGGAUUUACCCUAUUCACUUUCCGUGGUGUUUCCUUGGCUGGAAUAUAUAGUGCGCAUUGGGUGGACGCCCGAUUCAAAUUACGUUUGGAUGCAGGGAUUGAACCGUAAACAACAACGUUUGGAUUUGGUACUUAUACCGUUGGAUAAUUUUUGCGAAACCUAUACCAGCACGGCGUCGUCGCCCUCAGGUUCAGCAGACCACAGCUGGAAGAGUCCAUAUUGUAGAGCUGUGUCACCUCUACAGGUUAUUUACUCCCAGACAUCAGAUACAUGGGUGAAUGUGCACGAUUUGCUUUAUUUUCUGGAAAUAACCGAUACAACGGUGACUUUUUUGUGGGCCUCUGAGGAGACUGGUUUCAGACAUUUAUAUCUUGUCACAUCUAGUCUGAAUACAUGCCCACUGAAUGGUUAUAAAGACGCGCAUAGCAAUACGAACAAUUUUGAAAUGAAUAGUCGAACAAAUUCUACUUCUUCUACCACAUCAGCCAACAUGGAUAUUCAUACGGAUUUCAUCGAUAGUGUGACGUUGCAUCCAAGAAUUAUUAAUAAAGUUGCACUUACCUCCGGCGAAUGGGAGGUUUUGCAUCGAAACAUUUGGGUGGACAAAGCGCAACAGUUGGUAUAUUUCAUUGGAUUACGUGAUACGCCACUGGAAAAACACUUGUAUGUGGUGAGUUUGCAACGUCCCGAACACAUACGUUUGCUAACCGAACCGGGCUAUUCAUAUCAGGUGGAAUUUGAUGAGGUAAUUAUGAUAUUUAUCAUACAACAUCAAUUUAAUAAUUCAUAUAUUCUUAUUAUUGGUAUUUUGCAGUCAUGUCAAUUGAUGUUGCAAGUCUACUGCAACAUACAGCGCUUGCCUUCCUGCAAAGUGAUGCGUGUUGCACAAACAUGCCAAAAUGGUGGAGUUAACGGCAUACAAUUAUCACUGAUGGGCUAUCUUCAUGAGGGUGGCAAACCUGAACCACAAUAUUGUCCGCAAAUGUUCCGCCCGCAAUUACCGUCGGGUGAAAUCGUGUAUGCAAUGGUAUUCAAACCACAUAAUUUCCACUUGGGCAUUAAAUAUCCAACAGUACUCAAUGUAUAUGGCGGUCCUGAGGUGCAGACUGUCAAUAACACAUUCAAAGGUAAACAUCAGUUGCGCAUGCAUAUGUUGGCGGCGCAAGGGUAUUGUGUCAUUUGUAUCGACUCGCGUGGGUCACGACAUCGUGGACUUAAAUUUGAAACUCACAUACGUUGUCGCAUGGGCCAAGUGGAGCUGAACGAUCAAGUGGCUGCAUUACGAAUAUUGGCAGAUCAGUUAGGCUACAUUGAUAUGAAUCGUGUAGCUAUACACGGCUGGUCCUAUGGUGGUUAUCUCAGUCUAAUGGGUCUGGUGCAGUAUCCCGAAGUCUUCAAGGUUGCAAUUGCUGGAGCGCCAGUUACAAAUUGGGAAUAUUAUGACACGGGCUAUACGGAACGCUAUAUGGAUUUGCCGCAGAAUAAUAAACGCGGCUAUUCAGGGGGCUCUGUGCUUAAUUACGUAGACGCUUUCCCCGAAGAAGAAAAUCGUCUUUUACUCAUACACGGACUCAUCGAUGAGAAUGUUCACUUCUAUCAUACCUCACAGCUCAUAUCAGCCUUGAAUCGUGCAAACAAACCAUACGAUCUACACAUAUUCCCUGAAGAGAGACACUCAUUGCGCAACUUGGAAUCCAAUAAAAAUUAUGAGACGAAACUAUUGGCGUUCCUGCAACACUUAUGAAAUUGCCAACACCAUGCUACCUACCAAUUAGCUAUGCAUAUAAUAAUAACGACAACGAUGACGAUAGCAAUGCUACUUAUAAUUUUUGUGUUGCAAGAGUUGCCACUGGCUUGUAGCGAUAAUCUCGAUAAAAAAACGAAAUACGAAUCCACAUCCACAAACACCAAGUGGAAGUAUAAUCGCUACAAUAUAGUAAUUAACAGCGCUAAAAUGCAAUACCGGAUGAUAGGCAGCAAAUAUUAGUAAUGCAUGUUUGUUGCCAUCCUCAACUUUUGAAAAUCGUUAAGCGCAUGCAGUAUAUUUUAUUUCAACUGACCUCUAGCAAACUAUUUAGAUUUUAAAUUUUAUUUUUUACCAUCUUUUAUCACUAAAUAACUUGAUUUGUACAGCCAGAAAUUAAUAGUAGCUUCUAUAGCAUCAGCGACAUUAAAUUAAAAUCGGCAGAAAAUGCAUUCGCGCCGUAUAUAAUCGCUUGGCAUUUCGAGCAGCGUGCAACGUAAAGGUCAUGUGUGCAGAAAUGAAUAUUAGUAAUAAUUAAAUUAAUGAACAAUAUAUAUAUAUACUUAAGCUAAAUUAUAAAAAGGCAAAUAUAAGCGUUUACUUAAACUAAUUGUAGUCAACUGCAAGAAUUUGAAUAAUCUUAUCACAAUAGCAAAAAGAGUGAUGUAAAAAUUAAUAGAACCCAUGGCUGCCAACUCAAAGUGCUGCGAACUAUAGAUUUGUAAACUCUUCAUACACCUUCAAAUGUUUCAUGCGUGCACAAAUCACGUUGUAUACAUAAGUUGGUCAGAUAUAAUAAUUAUUAUUAUUUAUUUUUGCUUUUGGUUUACGUAAAGCAUAAAGUCAUCUAUUGCUAAUAUUUAUUGCUUACAUAUUGUGUAUUAAUUUUUAUUUUGUGAUUUUAUGUGUUCCAGUAGAUCGGAUAUAACCUAAAAACAAUUGUUGUAAUUUUAGUGCAGCUAGAUCUACUGAAACGCGUUCAAUUGCAUUAAAAUAAAUGUGAAAUUUCGAAAUUAGGCGUUACGCCUUAAACUGAGUAACUCAUAGCAGUAUAUACCGUUUUGUACCAUUACAUGUAAGAUUAAGAAGGUCUAAUCAGUUCAUUUUGUGCUCAUAAAUAAGAAUAAGUAAAAAGCAAUUUCAAAAACUGUGUUCCAUUGCAUUGAGAUGAUUUUUUAAUUGAUGACAAUUUCCAACGCAGAACUUGCCUGUUUAUAGCCCGCAAUGAUUAAUGUUACAGUCCUAAACGUGUCGUUGUCCUCAAUAUUUAAAUGUAAUGUAUGUAAAUAUAACAUGUUGCAAUAUUAAAUAUAAAUUAAAUACCAAUUAACUUUAUUUACUAAUUCAUAAAUUCAUUAUUAAUUAUGUUCACUGUUAUAUUACGAAAUUUUUGAAAAAUAGUCGCUAGUUUAUAAUAAACGCAAAAUAAUGUAUUUAUUAAAAGAGACGAAACGUUGAAUAAUUAAAUUAAACAAAAAAUGAUAAUAAUAAUAAAGAAGUGUAUAUUUAAAAUUUCGUGAUUAUUACAACAAAUGUAUUGCUUAUGCAUAUAAAUAAACUUAUACAAAGGCUAUUUCGUGUAUUGAAUGCCUAAAGUAGGUGAAAAA